UGCAUAGCAUACCAUCUUCAAGAGAAGCUCUCAUGACGUGAGAGGCCUCAGCGAGAGAGAGAGAGAGAGAGAGAGAGAGAGAGAUCUUGUGAGAAAGAAAACUUGUGUGAGCGGAAAAGGGUGAGAGAGAUGCACCCUUACAGUCGGAUUUCGAGUAGUGGGCACAGCACUCCGUCACCGCCACAGUCGCCGCUGCGGUCGCCGAGGUACCGGCAUGGAAAGGGGAAGGGAGGGAGGUUUCCCUCGGGGCAGCAACCAAGGACACUCGUGCAGAGAAUCGCGUGGAUCCUACUCUCCGUCAUUCUUCGUCGACAGGGUGUUUUCCUCUUUGCCCCUCUCAUUUACAUCUCAGGGAUGCUACUCUACAUGGGCACUGUGUCCUUCGAUGUGGUUCCACAUAUUAAGCCUCGUCCUCCCCCAGGCUCCGUCUACCGCAGUCCACAGCUCUACGAGAAGCUUCGUCCUGAGAUGGAUUCUGAUAAUUCUUCCUCUUCUGCGGAUGGGUUAGCAACUGUGUGGAAACACUCUUACAAAGGUGGUGAGUGGAGACCUUGUAUUAACAAGAGCAUAGAGGGUUUACAUGCUUCAAACGGUUACAUAUAUGUGGAGGCAAAUGGUGGCUUGAAUCAGCAAAGAACAUCGAUAUGCAAUGCAGUUGCUGUGGCAGGUUAUCUGAAUGCAACACUUCUAAUCCCACACUUCCAUUUCCAUAGCAUUUGGAGGGAUCCAAGCAACUUCAAUGACAUCUAUGAUGAGGAUCAUUUCAUUGGUACUUUAAAAAAUAAUGUGCGGGUGGUUGAUAAGAUACCAGAGUACAUAAUGGAACGAUUUGAUCACAACAUGAGUAAUGUUUAUAACUUCAGAGUAAAGGCUUGGUCAUCCAUCAGAUACUACAGGGAUGCAGUUCUUCCAAAGCUACUUGAAGAACAGGUCAUAAGGAUUUCUCCUUUUGCAAAUCGAUUGUCAUUUGAUGCUCCUCCAGCAGUACAGCAUCUUAGAUGCUUGGCAAAUUAUGAAGCUUUAAAGUUUUCGAAUCCUAUAUCAACUUUGGCAGAAAGUUUGGUUGCAAGAAUGAAAGAACGCAGUGCAAAAAAUAAUGGAAAAUAUGUUGCAGUUCAUCUACGCUUUGAAGAGGAUAUGGUUGCCUUCUCUUGUUGUGUUUUUGAUGGUGGGGAAGAAGAGAAAAAGGAAAUGAAUGCUGCUAGAGAAAGAGGUUGGAGAGGAAAGUUUACCAAACCUGGUCGUGUUAUUCGGCCUGGAGCAAUCAGGAUCAACGGGAAAUGUCCCCUUACCCCGUUGGAGGUUGGAUUGAUGCUUAGGGGCAUGGGUUUUGAUAAUAGCACAUCUAUUUAUUUGGCCUCCGGAAAGAUAUACAAGUCUGAGAAGACCAUGGCCCCACUUCUGGAGAUGUUUCCCCUUUUGCAGACUAAAGACACACUAGCAUCAGUGGAGGAACUUGCUCCAUUUAAGAACUUCUCUUCCAGGAUGGCUGCUUUAGACUACACUGUUUGUCUCCACAGUGAAGUAUUUGUGACAACUCAAGGUGGAAAUUUCCCGCAUUUUCUACUGGGCCAUAGGAGAUACUUGUAUGGUGGACACUCCAGGACAAUCAGGCCCGACAAGAGAAAGUUAGCUCUGAUAUUCGAUAACCCAAACAUCGGGUGGAAGGCCUUCAAACGCCAAAUGCUGAGCAUGCGAUCUCAUAGUGAUGCAAAAGGAAUUGAGCUCAAAAGACCAAAUGAUUCCAUAUAUUCCUUUCCAUGUCCAGAUUGCAUGUGUCGUGUGAACAAAUCAGAAGAUCAUAGAUCCUCAUCAGCUCCCUGAUUUAUUUGGAAAGAAUUUCUGAUGGAUUGUUUUUGUUCCUAUAACUUGGUACGUGCAUCUCGUCGUUGAUCCUCAUUCUUUACAUUGGUGUAAUUCUUUGAUUUUUGCCAUCGACGAGAGGUAUCGCACAAAUUUCAAGCUUCACUCACUUUCUUGGAGAGCACAUUGCUCGGAUUCUUUCCCUGGGGAUGUAAGGGAGAGUUACACCCCAUUUGUACAUGCUAUCGGAAGAGAAGAGAAAGCAAAUUUUCUAGACAACGAGUUAGUCGGGCAUUGACGACUGCCUAGGCUAAUUUUUCUGCCACAGCUGCUGUAUCUAACAAAGCCGUGACCUGGCAAAUUGCAUUCAUUACCCCAUCCUUUUUUACCAUAGAUUGUAUAUUGUUUGAUCUCAUCAGUAUCUCAGAAGACUGUAAAGAUGAACAGACAUUGUAUACGUUUGUCAUUAAUCCGAAUCAGUU
Molecule: messenger RNA, 2285 nt
Organism: Telopea speciosissima
Lineage: Eukaryota; Viridiplantae; Streptophyta; Magnoliopsida; Proteales; Proteaceae
Product: protein ESMERALDA 1-like
Exons: 10
Coding region: 130-1824 (564 amino acids)
Source: RefSeq, a predicted model, not a curated record